This is a messenger RNA of Daktulosphaira vitifoliae (grape phylloxera), 1414 nucleotides long. RefSeq names its product actin-42A-like. The record is from RefSeq and is a predicted model, not a curated record. The transcript has 5 exons. Lineage: Eukaryota; Metazoa; Arthropoda; Insecta; Hemiptera; Phylloxeridae. The coding region runs from base 151 to 1281 and encodes 376 amino acids.
AAAGUAUAAACUGACUAGUACUAGUUAUCUUUCUGCACACUUAAUUUUUUUUAAUUUAAAUUUACACAUUUAAUAAUUGAAGGGUGCUUGUGUUGAAUUUCUCUGUGGUGAAAUUUUAUUUUUAAAAUACAUACAAAUUACAGCAUAAAAAUGUGCGACGAAGAAGUAGCUGCUUUGGUUGUAGAUAAUGGAUCCGGAAUGUGCAAAGCUGGAUUUGCUGGAGAUGAUGCACCUAGAGCGGUAUUUCCGUCGAUUGUCGGUAGACCUCGUUACCAGGGUAUAAUGGUCGGUAUGGGUCAAAAAGACAGCUAUGUUGGUGACGAAGCACAGUCUAAAAGGGGAGUGCUCACUGUUAAAUAUCCUAUCGAACACGGUAUUGUAACUAACUGGGAUGAUAUGGAAAAAGUAUGGCAUCAUACGUUUUACAACGAAUUGCGUGUAGCUCCUGAAGAACACCCAGUACUGCUCACUGAAGCACCUUUGAACCCAAAAGCAAAUCGUGAAAAAAUGACUCAAAUUAUGUUUGAAACAUUUAAUACGCCAGCAAUGUACGUUGCCAUUCAAGCUGUUCUCUCUCUAUACGCUUCUGGCCGAACUACCGGUAUAGUGUUGGAUUCGGGUGAUGGUGUAUCGCACACAGUACCAAUUUACGAAGGAUAUGCUCUUCCACACGCAAUUCUUCGUUUAGAUUUGGCUGGUCGUGAUUUAACAGACUAUCUUAUGAAAAUUCUUACUGAACGUGGGUAUAGUUUUACAACUACAGCAGAACGAGAAAUUGUGAGAGACAUUAAAGAAAAACUUUGCUAUGUAGCACUUGACUUUGAACAAGAGAUGCAAACAGCUGCUUCAUCAAGUGCAUUAGAAAAAUCUUAUGAACUUCCCGAUGGCCAAGUGAUAACAAUAGGAAAUGAAAGAUUCCGUUGUCCGGAGUCAUUAUUCCAACCAUCAUUUUUAGGAAUGGAAUCUGCGGGUAUCCAUGAAACCACAUACAACUCUAUUAUGAAAUGUGAUGUAGAUAUUAGAAAAGAUUUAUACGCCAACACAGUGCUCUCUGGUGGGACUACUAUGUACCCAGGUGUAGCUGACAGAAUGCAAAAGGAAAUAACAUCUCUUGCGCCAUCAACAAUGAAAAUAAAAACAAUUGCACCUCCUGAACGCAAAUACUCUGUAUGGAUUGGAGGAUCUAUUUUAGCAUCAUUGUCAACUUUCCAACAAAUGUGGAUAUCAAAAACUGAAUACGACGAAAGCGGUCCAUCAAUUGUGCAUAGAAAAUGCUUUUAAAAGUUUAUAAGCUGACCUAAAAUAAUACUUUAAUUACUUAUGAAAAAUAUCCAUACAUAUUUUUUUAAUUUAUUAAAUUAUUUAUAAAUUCAAACAGUACCACAAAUAAAUAUUAAGAAAAAUACUAACAUAA